AUAUUUGAGAUGGUCACAAUUUUUCAGACACUCCAAAGUUUGCUGCUUUGAUACUAAAAUAUAUCUAUUUAGAUUGACGUUAAUUUCUUUUUUUAAAUGUUGAUCUGAAAGAAAUCAAAAGGAUGUGUAUUUAUUCUGACAUUGCAUUCUGUUCUCUAUACUACUCUCAGACCCAUUUCAGUUUUGCUGUACGAUUCUUGUUCGUAGCCAGUUUCUAAAACAAUAAAGACAUUAGAUCAUCUGAAUUGAUUUCCACCUGCUGGUGUUUUUGACAUGUACUACCAAGUGCAAGUUGGAAUUCGAGGCACAUUGUUGGUUUAUAUUUUCUCAUCAUUUUGAUAUGGUGUUAAUAUUUCAAAGAAGUUGGAAGAUUAGAUCAUACUAGGCUAAAUUAAUCUGUAUCACUUUCACAUAUUUUCUUUUUAUCCACUCAACGGCCUACUCUCCUUCUUCCCUCCAAAGCUUGAAUUCGCAGCCCACCUGAUCAUCUCCAUAACAGACUACCCUUCCCCAAAUUAUCUCCUGUUUAACAUUGCCAUUAUACCUGAUUGUUUUCAAAGAUAAUCCCAGGCCAUUGAUUUAUAAUUACAUUCAGAUUUCCAACCUGAUUGGCUUCACAAUGGGACUUUCUUCCUCUUUUCCUAUUUGCAUCCAUCCUAAGACUCUCUUAACUGUGAUUUUCUCUCAGCACCAUUUCAUCCCCAUUCUGGUGUCCAGCAUUAUUUUCAUUAUUUCCACCUUUGAGCAAUGGGGCACCAUCAUGAAGGAAAGUCAGUAUUUUGAAGUUGGUUGUAAUUCGUAAAGUAAAAAUAUAAUACGUGUAGGAAAAUGCUGUUUGACCUUUCAGGCCCGGUCUUUCAUUUUUCAAGAUCCUGGCUAAUUUUCUGGCCCAGUGACCGACCAAGGAGCCCAUCUACAUUAGUCCCACCUGCCCAUGUGUGGCUCAGUUCCCUAUAAAUUGUUCCUGUCCAUGUCCAAAUGUUCAUAUAGCCUAUGGAGGCUUAAAUAUUAAUGCUUAAUACUAUAUAUUAGAAAAUUGGUUCAACAUAUAUGCAGUUGCCAUAGGAGGUCUGUCAUUGAUAGGUUUUGUAAAAGACAAUAUAUGCAAAUAUGUUAUUGCAUAAUUGUGCAAGAGGAAGCUCAGAAGCCCAAUUGGACUUUUUCUUUACCGGUCAUCCCCACUUUUCAAACACCUGAGUUACAUAUGAAUAACCUGAAACAUUGAUUCUUGGUUCUCUAUCCACUGAUGCUGCCUGGCCUGCUGAGUAAAGCUAUCAAAAUCCAAUCUUAUUUCACGUGGCAUGUACUUUAUUUUGUGUCCAUGAGGGUUUAUAGAAUGUUGCUGACUUCGAUGCUUGCAUUUAGUCACUGGAGCUUAAUGGUACUCACUAUAACUGUAAAGCAAAAAAAAAAUUGCGUAUGCUAAAAUAAAAAUAGAAAUGUUGGAUAGACUCAUAAGGUCAGGGAGCAUCUGUGAACAUAGAAAAAUAAUUAACAUGUCAGGUCGAUGACCAUUCAUGGGAAACUAACCUAUGUUUUGGGGCAGCUGUAUAUCCUUAUCAGAGGGUUGGACCAAACCAUACAGGUGUUUUGACAGUAGCAGUCUUCUUUGCUCUUUUCUGUAAAUGUCCCUCAAAUCAGUCUGAAGAAGGGUCUCGACCCAAAGCGUCACCUAUUCCUUCUCUCCAGAGAUGUUGCCUGUCCCGCUGAGUUACUCCAGCAUUUUGUGUCUAUUUUAGAGUUGACUGUUGGAAUUACCCCAUUUGACAUUGGUAAGUUUUAGACUGUAACACUUUUUUGCUACGGUCCGUAUGGGUCUCGGUGGAAUCAUACAAGACAAUAAAUAUUGGAGCAGGAGUCGGCCACCCGGCUGGCUCGUCGAGCCGACCGCCGCCAUUCAAUACGAUCACGGCCGCUCUGCCCCAGGCCUCAACUCUUCUGUGCCAGUCCACGAUGGGGUCUAGUUUUAAUGUUCUGUUACACUGUACGUGUGUGUAUAAUGAUGCACACUUUGCCUGCCUGCAGCAGGAGGUCGAGUCGUGGCCGCAAGGCCUGGCGCUGCACUUGGGUUUCCAAGGAGACCGCGUCUCGGCUCACCAUGGGAACCAGUAUUCGGCCCCGGCGUUGCCUGGCGACGGGGUCUAGGCCUAGGGGCAGCAGAGUAAGGUUUUACUGGGUAUCUGUAAUUAAUAUGAACGCGGGCGGAGAGAGAAUGAGCGGUGACUCGGGAAGGAGGAAGGAGAAGGAAGGGGACGACAACGACGCGGGAGAGUCGAGGAAAGGCGCACUGCAGCCCAGGAUGUCAGUGGCCUACAGCCCGCGGCUUCCGAAAAUGCGCAAAAACACGAGCGGGCGUUCGACAACAUUACUGCAAGGCUCUGAUUUAUUACUAUCAGAUAUUCUACCGCAAGCUAUAUACCAAACUCUGAAAGAGGUUUCACUAACUAAUAAAGUACGUACACAAGCCGGCAUAACUAAUCGAUGUCAGGCAAAAGAGGAUUUGGGUUCUGAUUUGUUAGGAAGAGCACAGGAGACAAAAGCAGUUCAAAUGUGCUUCAAUGAGACAUUACAAAGAAUAUUGACAGCUGAUUUUCCUACGAUCCCAUGGACUGCAGAAAAUGAUAUAUGUACAUCUGCAACUCAGGAUUCUAGCUGUAUGCCCUAUCUGCCAAAGUGUUAUCCUGUCUCGAAAGCUAGACAUUCAAAUGAACCAGUUUAUAAUAAAAGGAGCACAGCUGAAGCCAUUAAACCCAGUGAAAUCUCUUGUAGCUAUUCAAGAAAGCUGAGAGAUGGCCUAACUCCAGAUGUGGUACUGGAAAGUAUGGAUACUUUAUGGGAGCUACACAGUCAUUUUCUUUCAAAAUCAGAACGUUUGCAAGAGUUAAUGAAUACUUCAGAUCAGUCAGAGUAUUGCAGGAACAAAUCACCAGAGCCAGCAGACAUUUGCCAAGCAGCAGGCUUGUAUCACUGUGGUAGGAAAGAUACUUGUGAAUCCAAGUGUGACAAGUUAAUGAAGUGUAAUCUGUGCAGUAUACAUAAUAAGGAGAACCGCUGGGCCACAACUCAAAUAAAAAGUCUGAAGAGAAUGAUCAGUUUGAAGCUUGAUGUGAAAGACCCACAUGUUACCAAAGAAGGUUUUUCUAUAGCACUAGGAAACCUAUAUAAUGAUAAGCCAGAAGUGGAAGCAGAACAUAUUUUGGGAGUCUUUGCAGCUGCAGGAGUUCUGAAAUUCAGAACAUUAUUUAAAAAGUGUGCAAUUGUUAUGCUAGAAAACAUAAAUACCGCCACAGUUUGUCACUUCCAUCAAGCUGCUAUGAAGUAUAACCAAGACAGGCUGAAACGAGCCUGUGAGAGAUGGCUUGAAUUAAAUCUUAUAGUGCAUCUACGAUAUGAGGUCACUCUGCGAGAUUUGAAUAUGGAGGUCCUGCGAAACAUUUUAUUAUCACCAAGAUUGUUUACAUUUACUGAAUACCACGUAUUGCAGAUCAUCCUCUCCUGGAUAUUUCUUCAGGUGAACACUGAGAUACGGUUAAUGCCACCGUACAGUACAAUCGUAGCCUAUUUUAUCAGUUUGCAAAACAUGGUCGUCUAUCUGGAAAAGGAGAUUCGUCAAAAGUAUUUUGGAUUGUUUCAGACUGUCCGUCUACAUGGAAUAACUGAAACUCAACAGAUUGAGGAGCUACAGAAGACUCAUUUGUUACCCCAAACCAUCUUGUUGCAAGUUGUCACACACAACUAUUAUGCACUACAACACGGUGGAGACAUGCCACGUGCAAAAUACUUUCCCUCUGAAGCAAUCCGAUUUGGUUUCAUGUUGACAGAGGAACCACGGUACUGGUCAGAAAUUAUUUCCUACUGUGGAUUUUAUUUUGAACUCAAAGCUAUUCAAGAGAAAAAGGGUCCCAGUUACAGUUUCUUCAUGCAGAGAUUAAAUCACGCAGACACAAAUUUACCUUAUGGAAUUACUGAACGCAAGGCUUUCAGCUUGAGACAGGAACGUGAAUUGAAAUAUGAGAUCAUGGUACAGACAAAGAUAGAUGAAGAAUGGCAAGUCUUUACCACUGGUUACUCACGUCAGAAAUUUGGUAUUACCAAAAAGUCCUGCCAAAGUGAGGUUCUGUUGGUGUCUGGGCUGACAAUGCCUGUUUAUGUGACAUUUGCUCUUCUUUUUCCUGUAUCUUGAAGAAAACGAGUAAAGCAAUUAGAAAAACAACUUUGGACAACAAUGCUCAAAUCAUGACUAUUUGAUCUUGCCAUUUAUUUUUCAAUGGGUGGGUGGGGG
This is a messenger RNA of Leucoraja erinaceus (little skate), 4282 nucleotides long. RefSeq names its product BTB (POZ) domain containing 16 (gene btbd16). The record is from RefSeq and is a predicted model, not a curated record. The coding region runs from base 1970 to 4183 and encodes 737 amino acids. The transcript is spliced from 17 exons. NCBI's taxonomy places the organism in Eukaryota, Metazoa, Chordata, Chondrichthyes, Rajiformes, Rajidae.